This is a messenger RNA of Closterium sp. Naga37s-1, 2034 nucleotides long. NCBI's taxonomy places the organism in Eukaryota, Viridiplantae, Streptophyta, Zygnematophyceae, Desmidiales, Closteriaceae. The record is from the annotation of a GenBank genome assembly.
AUGUGGCCUGAAACAGUUACAGAUAGACAGCGGGGCAGACGACCGUCGCGGGCGUACAUGGCUCCGCCUCACAGCCUCCCCCUGCACUCCUCACGCGGCUUCUCCAUCUUUGCAGCCACCGGCCUCUCCGCGGCGUUAUCCGCCGCGUGCUGCGUGCUGCUUCUCGCCUCCGCCGCCUCCGCCGCCAACCCCGCGUCGUCCCUACUACCGUCCGCCCGGCACGCCCUUUCAUCUUUUCACCAGCCGGACUCACGCGACGAUGAGUCACCAUCGUCAAAUCACGGCUCGACCGACUUCCCUAGUACCGCCUGGUCGCUGCUACACCCGUUUCUCGACCUUGACAAUUCAGACGCUCUUGGCGGCGACUCGUCACGAGCAGAACAGUCGCACGCGACGCGCUCCCCGUCGCAUCGCCUGCUCGUCGCACAGCAGCAACCCAGCAUCGCCGCCGCGGGCGUCGCGACGGUUGCUCGCGUCAACCCGCCUCCGCCGCCGCCUCCGCCGCCGCCUCCGCCGCCGCUGCCAGCGCCGCCGCUGCGCGAGGUGGAGCUCGACCCGUGCGCGCUGCAGGCGCUCCUUCCGCAGCUCUUUCCGCCCGCCCUCCUCGACCCCGCCUGCUUCAACCACCUCUCGCUGCACUCCGCGCAGCCCUCCCCCCCGCUCGACUCCCCCCCGCACGCCGGCGCAUCCACUCCGUUCAGCAACAGCGGCAGCGGCAGUGGCGGGGGGGACGAGCCUGAGACGGCGACGCGGGGCGAUCUGCUGGACGUGGCGCGCAACAAGUGGCGCGCCAGCACCGUGUGGGCGCCGCUGGAGGCAGAGAGCAGCGCGGGAGGCUCGGGGGGAACGGGGGGAGCGGUGGUAGCGGGGGGAGCGGGGGUGAUGGGGGGAACGGGGGGCGCGGGGGUGAUGGGAGGAACGGGGGUCCCGGGAGGAGCGGAGCCGGCGGCGGCGGCGGCGGCGUCGACUCUCAUCCCCCCGAAUGAAGUCAUCACUGUGUGCCGCUCCGCUGGCCCAGCCACCACCACCAUCAGUCCGGACGUCAUUUUACCCGUGCCCCCCCCCACCCCACCCCCCCCUUCCCCCCCCGUUUUUCCCCUUUCCCCUCUCUCCCCCUCCUCCCCCUCCCCGUCUUCCAGGCACAGCCACCAUCACCAUCAGUCCGGAUCUCAGUGGGCAGACCUGGAGAGGCUGGGGCACGUCGUUGGCGUGGACUGCCAACUACAUUGGCAAGCUACCAGACGACCACCUCACCACGCUCCCCGACCUGCUCUUCUCGCCCUUUCCCCUGCCCCUUCCCCCUUCGCCCUUCCCCCUUUCCUUCCCCUUCCCCCUCCUGCCCUCCUCCUGCCCUCCUCCUGCCCUCCUCCUGCCCUCCCCCUGCCCCCCCCCUGCCCCUCCCCAUCCACCAGGACUGCCAACUACAUUGGCAAGCUGCCAGACGAUCAGCUCACCACGCUGCUGGACCUGCUCUUCUCACCGUCCACGGGAAUCGGGUUCAACCUCGCGCGCUACCUGCUGGGCGCCAGCUUCAACGCCACCAACAGCCCGCAGCUCACCAAAGACACCUUUCACCAGGUCAACCUCCCCGGCUACAAGCCGACAGAGGCCGGCCCGUACGACUGGGCGGCGGACUGGCGGCAGCGGAAGGUGUUAAAAGGAGCGGUGGAGCGAGGCGUAGAUGAGGUAGAGGCAAUUGCGUACUCUCCGCCCUGGUGGAUGACCAUCAGUGGGGAUACCGCGGGGAAUGUGGGCGGCAAAUCGAACCUCCGGCCCGAUAUGUACGGCGCGUUUGCCGAGUAUUUGGCGACCAUCAUGGAACAUUUCCGGCGGGAGUGGAACGUGACGUUCAGCACGAUGAAUCCGGCGAAUGAGCCGCUGGAGGGGUGGUGGACGCAGGGGGGAAAGCACGAGGGUUGCAGCUUCACAGCUGCUGAGCUGGAGCGGCUUUGCAAGGUCGUAGCGGCUGCGCUGAAGCGAAGGAAGCUUCCCACGCAAGUCGCGGGGUUCGACAGCUUUGUUGGGUUUACGUGA